Molecule: messenger RNA, 444 nt
Organism: Pediculus humanus corporis (human body louse)
Lineage: Eukaryota; Metazoa; Arthropoda; Insecta; Psocodea; Pediculidae
Exons: 3
Coding region: 1-444 (147 amino acids)
Source: RefSeq, a predicted model, not a curated record
AUGGAAUUAUAUCUUUUAUCUCUGUCGGUGGUCUUCUUUCUGGAAUUAUCUUUAAAUUUUCUUCUUCUUUUUUUUUUGACAGGUGGAAACAUUUGCAUAAAACAAGAAACACGUCCGUAUAUAUCUCACGUACCAUAUGGACCCUAUGGACCCCCACAUCAAUAUAAUUACGGUUGUUUUACUACAACCCCCCAACCAACAUGUUUUACAAGAUAUUCACCAAAUCGUGAUAAAACAACAACAACAACAUUUGAUGAAACAGUAUCGAGAUCAGCUUUUUUUAAUAUUUCACAAUCUUGUUUUAGAACACCUCCACCAUCUUUGUGCGAAACUCAAUCUAAUAUUGCUCAUCACGUGACCGUUAAAAAAGAACCUUUGGAUCAAGGGUACGAACACAUGCAGGAUAUACCAAUCGUUCAACAGCACAAUGUCUUUGUUAUGUAA